This is a messenger RNA of Haliotis rubra (blacklip abalone), 1290 nucleotides long. Its product is annotated as lysosomal acid phosphatase-like. The coding region runs from base 61 to 1209 and encodes 382 amino acids. NCBI's taxonomy places the organism in Eukaryota, Metazoa, Mollusca, Gastropoda, Lepetellida, Haliotidae. The transcript is spliced from 11 exons. Gene Ontology annotation, molecular function: phosphatase activity. Gene Ontology annotation, biological process: dephosphorylation. The record is from RefSeq and is a predicted model, not a curated record.
CUGAUAAGCUGUGUACACAAAACUCGUCAAGUCCACAAACCUCUUCCAGUCUGUACAAACAUGGCAGGGCAGUCUGCUGCAGUUGUGACACUGAUCCUUGUAAUCGGUUGCUGGUCCGUCAACACCACAGCUCCUACAACACUACGACUUGUCAAUCUGAUGUAUCGCCAUGGCGACCGCACCCCGUACACUACUUACCCGAAGAAUCCCCACGUGCAGAAUGCUACGUGGCCCCAGGGACUCAAGUGGCUGACGACUGAUGGAAUGGAGCAACUCUACUCUUUAGGCCGCUUCCUCCGACGGCGCUACUCUGGGUUUCUCAGCGACAGGUACCUACACACAGAGAUCCGCGUUGAGAGUUCAGACGCAGACAGGGCCAUGAUGUCUGCCUACUCCAACCUGGCCGGUCUGUACCCUCCAAGUGGGGACCAAGUGUGGAACAGCAACAUCCCCUGGCAGCCAAUCCCCGUCCACACCAGACCCAAAGUGGAAGAUAAUAUGUUGGCUUUAGGGAAGCCGUGCCCCAAGAAUGACUUGUUGUACAACCUACGCUUCAACUCGGUACAGGUACACAGGGUAGAAGAAGACAACAAGGAUUUCUUCCAUUUUUUGGAGGAAAAGUCAGGUCUUUCUCCAGUCACCUUUAAGAAUCUAUGGGAGAUCUCCGACACUCUGUUUUGUGAGCAUAACCACAAUGUCACAUGGCCUAGCUGGGUUAAUUCCACCAUCUACAAGAAACUGCGGGACUAUGAGGCCGUUGGGUAUGAACUCCUCUACAAUGGUACCAUCAGAGCCCGUCUUAAUGGAGGACCUCUCUUGAAGAAAUGGAUUGAACUGGCUCAACAGAAAGUUACAUCCAAGAGCUACACAACCAAGAUGAACAUGUUCUCAGCGCACGACUCCACCACAGUGGCGCUACUCUUAGCUCUCAGAGUCCACAACCACCGCAAUCCGCCCUACUCUUCCGCCACCAUGAUGGAGCUGCACGAGAACGCGCCAGGCGCCUUCCACGUGGAGCUGUACUACAGGAAUGUGUCCUCCACAGACCCUAACGAUAACACACAGCCUCAUCAACUCACCAUACCAGGUUGUAGCUCCCAGUGCCCGCUGGCAACGUUCGUGUCUCUCACCAAAGACAGGGUUCCCCACCGACUGGGAUGUCGAGUGCACUUGCUCUCCAACACAGAUCCAAUCACCGGGAAGCGUUGAGGGGAGGCCUGUCCCAGCAGGACAAACGGCUUGUAGCCAAAUUGUAGUUGAAACAUACAUGAAUAAAACAUGUGACGAUUG